AUGGAGGUUGCUUUCCAAGCAAAACUCCAGUCCAACCAAGAUGGCGAGACGGUGCUUGAUGAUGAGUGGUUCAGCAAGCGUAUCGAGGACUUCAAGGACGUACACAAGGAGCCCCAAUUAGAUAUCGUCGGCUGGUUUACUCUCGGUCCCGCCACUGGUCCAGAACCCCACAUCCUCCCCAUCCACUCGCGCAUAUCAGAGAUCUACACCGAAUCUCCUCUGCUCGUACUUUUCCACCCCGAGAAUGCCUACUCCAAAGAAACUGCUGCCGGAAAGCUGCCUCUCACCGUUUACGAGUCCAUCUCCGUCAAUGCGUCAAGCGAGCCAAAUGAUAAAGCUAUGGAUAUCGAUGGCGCCGUGCAAGCGAAGUCAACCAAGUUCAGGGAGCUGGUGUACUCGAUAGAGACUGGCGAGGCGGAGAUGAUCUCUGUCGACUUUGUCGCACGCGGUGGUGGCAACGCUACUGCAGUAGAAGGUACAGCAGAUGUAGCAGGCCCGAAAUCCGAGUCUUCCAAAACUGACGAGGGUACCGGCAAGCGGAACACACGGGGAAAGCAAAAAGAGAAGGAGAAGGAGAAAGAGAAGGACGCUCCUAUUGAUGAAUCGGCUAUCUUGACCCCAGACGACGACGAGGUUCUCUCUUCCCUAACAGCCAAGAUGAACGCUAUUCGCAUGCUCAGUCGGCGAAUAAUGCUUCUCCGCGCAUACCUCAACUCGCUCCCAACGUCGUACCUCUCCGACCCAUCACUACCAGUCAACCCAACGCCAGACGAGCAACAUCCCCUACCUCUGGAUCACUUGAUCCUCCGCAGUGUAUCUGCCAUGCUCGCCCGCCUCAAUAUCCUGGGCCCGCCAGACUCAGCCGCUUUUACACUUGAGUCUCAACAAGAAGCCUCUGAUGUGCAACUGGUCAACCUGCUAUCCUCCAUCACAAACUCUGUCUCCCUUGCCAAGGACCUUGGACGCAAGAGCUCUAUCGUUCAGCAUGGCAAGACCCAAGGCAAGAACCGCAUGGGCGGUAUGGGUGGCAUGGGCGGAUAUGGAGGUGGCGGCAACUAUGGCGGAGGAGGCGGCUACGGUGGCGAGGGCAACUUCUUCAACACCGUCAUGAGUGAGGGUUCUGGUGGCGAUAGGUGGUGA
Molecule: messenger RNA, 1140 nt
Organism: Alternaria atra
Lineage: Eukaryota; Fungi; Ascomycota; Dothideomycetes; Pleosporales; Pleosporaceae
Exons: 3
Coding region: 1-1140 (379 amino acids)
Cellular component (GO): COP9 signalosome
Source: RefSeq, a predicted model, not a curated record